Molecule: messenger RNA, 1122 nt
Organism: Mizuhopecten yessoensis (Yesso scallop)
Lineage: Eukaryota; Metazoa; Mollusca; Bivalvia; Pectinida; Pectinidae
Exons: 1
Coding region: 1-1122 (373 amino acids)
Source: RefSeq, a predicted model, not a curated record
AUGAAACACCACCUGUACCAUCUAACACCCACUGAGUCCACUAGUACUGAGUUCAUAACCACUGGUGUCAUCAAACACCACCUGUACCAUCUCACACCGACUGAGUCCACUAGUACUGAGUUCAUAACCACUGGUGUCAUCAAACACCACCUGUACCAUCUAACACCGACUGAGUCCACUAGUACUGAGUUCAUAACCACUGGUGUCAUCAAACACCACCUGUACCAUCUAACACCUACUGAGUCCACUAGUACUGAGUUCAUAACCACUGGUGUCAUCAAACACCACCUGUACCAUCUAACACCUACUGAGUCCACUAGUACUGAGUUCAUAACCACUGGUGUCAUCAAACACCACCUGUACCAUCUAACACCUACUGAGUCCACUAGUACUGAGUUCAUAACCACUGGUGUCAUCAAACACCACCUGUACCAUCUAACACCUACUGAGUCCACUAGUACUGAGUUCAUAACCACUGGUGUCAUCAAACACCACCUGUACCAUCUAACACCUACUGAGUCCACUAGUACUGAGUUCAUAACCACUGGUGUCAUCAAACACCACCUGUACCAUCUAACACCUACUGAGUCCACUAGUACUGAGUUCAUAACCACUGGUGUCAUCAAACACCACCUGUACCAUCUAACACCUACUGAGUCCACUAGUACUGAGUUCAUAACCACUGGUGUCAUCAAACACCACCUGUACCAUCUAACACCUACUGAGUCCACUAGUACUGAGUUCAUAACCACUGGUGUCAUCAAACACCACCUGUACCAUCUAACACCUACUGAGUCCACUAGUACUGAGUUCAUAACCACUGGUGUCAUCAAACACCACCUGUACCAUCUAACACCUACUGAGUCCACUAGUACUGAGUUCAUAACCACUGGUGUCAUCAAACACCACCUGUACCAUCUAACACCUACUGAGUCCACUAGUACUGAGUUCAUAACCACUGGUGUCAUCAAACACCACCUGUACCAUCUAACACCUACUGAGUCCACUAGUACUGAGUUCAUAACCACUGGUGUCAUCAAACACCACCUGUACCAUCUAACACCUACUGAGUCCACUAGUACUGAGUUCAUAACCACUGGUGUCAUCAAACACCACCUGUAA